Molecule: messenger RNA, 1250 nt
Organism: Lucilia sericata (common green bottle fly)
Lineage: Eukaryota; Metazoa; Arthropoda; Insecta; Diptera; Calliphoridae
Gene: Dtd
Product: D-aminoacyl-tRNA deacylase
Exons: 4
Coding region: 376-921 (181 amino acids)
Biological process (GO): tRNA metabolic process
Cellular component (GO): cytoplasm
Molecular function (GO): D-tyrosyl-tRNA(Tyr) deacylase activity
Source: RefSeq, a predicted model, not a curated record
UUUUGUUUCGACAUGUUUGAGUGCCGAAUAUAACACUCUUACUUUAUUUUAAUUAUUUUAAUCAUAAAGAAAUUACCGCUAAAAUAGGAAUAGUCUGCCUUUAGAGUUACAUAUUUCUCUUUUGUGCUUGCUCUGUUUUGUUGUUAUAAACGGUGUUCAGUGUUAUAUUAUAUUGGCUUCCAAAAUCCCACUUUCUAAAACUAAACGUUGAAAACUUUGCCGGGUUACAGUCAAUUUUAAGCCGCCGCCCACAUUUUUAGUGUCAGUCGCCGCAGCCUUUAAUAUUUGUCGGCGCAGGGCUCUCAUGCCUGUGUAUUUUUUAGAAAAGUUUUUCUUUCUAUUCAAAGUUAUUUUAUUUUUAAAAAUAUAACAUAAAUGAAGGCUAUUGUUCAACGUGUUACCUCCGCUAAAGUUACAGUUGGCGAAGAACUAAUAAGUUCUAUUGGACGUGGAUUAUGCGUUUUAGUGGGCAUCACUCAUAAUGACACCGAAAAGGAUGUGGAAUAUUUAUCCCGCAAACUUUUAUCACUGCGCUUAUUUGAAGAUCAAGCCGGUAAACGUUGGCAAAAGAGUGUGCAAGAUGAAAAAUUUGAAAUAUUAUGCGUCUCACAAUUCACCCUAUAUCAUCGUUUAAAAGGCAAUAAACCCGAUUUUCAUAUGGCCAUGCAAGGCGAACAGGCCCAACAAUUGUAUCAAAAGUUUCUUAAACGUUUGGGACAAAUGUAUGAUGAAACAAAAAUUAAAGAUGGAAAAUUUGGCGCCUAUAUGCAAGUGCAUAUACAAAAUGAUGGUCCUGUAACCAUUGAAUUGGAAUCACCAAUUGUAGAGCCAAAAGGAAAUGCUGCAAAAAAGGAGAAUGCCACAGAAAAUAAGACAACACAGCAGGAGGCAGUUAUUAGUGAAAAUGGAGACAAAUUAUAGAUGAUAUUAUUGUUAGCGAAUCUUGAGAAUCAAUUUGUUAAGGAGUUUGUUAAGAAAUGUAGUCAAUUUUGUAUUAAUUUAUUUAACAAUAAUGUGUUAAAGUUUGUUAGUUUUUGUUGUUUCUUUAAAAUAUUGUAGAUUUUACUGAAUUUCUUUUAAAAUUUGUAAAACUCCUUUUAAAAUACCUUGUAAAUUUAUUUUUAUAGCUAUUUUACACUUUUUAUGAGUAGUUAUUUAUUAAAUUAUGUUUAUUUUAUAAUAAAAAUGUAAUUUAUAUAGGUUUUUAUAUAAAAAUGCUUGAAAAGUAAUAAAAAUCAUUUAAAACCGUU